AUGGAAGCUCAGAAAGCUUCGUCUAAAGGUACUACUGAUGUUGAAAAUAGAGCUUUUAUAAAUGGACUCAUUAACUUUACGUCCGGUUCCCUUGGUGGAAUCGCUUCAGUAUUGGUUGGACAACCUUUAGAUACUGUCAAAGUUAAGCUGCAAGCUUUUCCUCAGUUGUAUAAAAAUAUGACAGAUUGUUUUCAACAAACAAUAUCUAAAGAAGGACUUUUCAAUGGUCUUUAUGCUGGGACUCUUCCAGCGAUAGCGGCAAAUGUUGCUGAAAAUUCAGUUUUAUUCGCUGCUUAUGGAGGAUGCCAACAAUUUAUAAAGUUUGUCACUAAUAAAAAAGCCAAAGAAGAGCUCUCUGUAAUCGGUAAUGCUUCUGCCGGGUUUUUAGCAGCUUUUUUUUCAUCUUUUGCUCUAUGUCCGACAGAGUUAAUUAAGUGUAAGUUGCAAGCAGCUAGAGAAGUACAACAAAGUAGUGGUGGUAAUAUGAAAAAAAUAACCCCUUAUUCAUUGACUAAAGAAAUUCUUAGAAAUGAAGGAAUUAAAGGAUUAUUUAGGGGCCUGAAUUCGACAUUUGCCAGAGAGAUGCCGGGUUAUUUUGUUUUUUUCGGUGGUUAUGAAUUAACUAAAGUUUUAAUAGUGCCAGAAGGAGUACCUAAAGAAAAAAUUGGACCAUCUGGUAUUAUGAUGGCUGGUGCAGUCGGAGGAAUCUCGUUUUGGAUAGUUGUAUUUCCAGCUGAUGUAGUUAAAUCUAGGCUUCAAGUUUCUAAUGUAAAAGGAAAUUUAAUUCCGUUGAUGUGUAAAAUAGCUAAGGAAGAAGGUAUAACAGCUUUAUAUAGUGGUUUAGGACCUACGCUCUUAAGAACCAUACCAGCGACAGCUACGUUAUUUUUAGUUUAUGAAAGUUCAAAAAUUAUAUUUUUGAGACUCCUGGGUUAA
Pediculus humanus corporis (human body louse) is the source of this 936-nucleotide messenger RNA. Its product is annotated as mitochondrial ornithine transporter, putative. The transcript has 6 exons. Gene Ontology annotation, biological process: mitochondrial L-ornithine transmembrane transport. The record is from RefSeq and is a predicted model, not a curated record. The coding region runs from base 1 to 936 and encodes 311 amino acids. Lineage: Eukaryota; Metazoa; Arthropoda; Insecta; Psocodea; Pediculidae. Gene Ontology annotation, molecular function: L-ornithine transmembrane transporter activity.